GCUGCACCGCAAAAAACUUACGCAGUUUUCCAUCGUGCGUUCCAUUGGAUUGUCUCUGCUGUCGCAGAUUGCAGCCUUUUUGGAUGGUAACCUUGACACGAUCCUGCAAUCGGAGUUGGCCGUGGCUAGGGAGAGACGAAAGAAGCAACCACUCACAGUGCUGGAAUUUUUCAACCUCAUCCAGAAUGUCAGGUAUUUUACAUUGGGGAAAUCAAUUCUGGGCACUGGCCGCCAGAUCACGACUGGCACUAUGUGGUUGGCAUAUCGCGCAAUGGUUUGCUACCUGGCCAAAGCACGCCGAGUGUUCCAGAACAGCCCGCACAUGUCGGUCGGAUCCUCUGUCAGUUGUUCAGUGGUAUUCGAUGGAAGCGUUGUCCAAAAGAUUGCUGUGGAGGCUUACAAGUUUCAUUGCCCCAUGGUCAAUUUGAGCGCAUAUGCCCCUCCACUUGACCAUGACUGGUCACGACUUGCAAUGGCUUCGAAUGCCAUCAAGUACGCAUGGGAUAUCGAGCGCCUGGUAGCAAUGGGCUUCCCGGUGGUACAGUCAAUGGCCCAAGCGCUACAGGUGCCCUUGGUAGGCGCAUCAGAUCGGAAGCGAGCAGCUGAUCUGAUCAAGGUCAUUGGAAAUUCAAUGCACGACAAAGACAAGCUGAUUACGAUCAUGAAAGACUACUACCUGGAGGUCGGAAGCCCCAUGGCAAAUUGCUCCUUCAUGGAGUUGGUCCGAAAGGAGGACACCAAGGCCAGUAAAUCUUCCGCAGCCAGUGAAAGCGGCAACCGCAUGCCUUUGGCUGGAGUUAUGCCAAAGACGGGUUCCAAGGCUGCCCAGGCAGCAAUUGCUGAUGGGCCGUCUGGGGAGGGUGGCAGUGACAACGAGAUCAAGAAGAAAGUUGGUGAGACACCGAAGUUCAAAGAGAUCACAGUGGCAUCCAAGCGUGUCCCUGUCUGCAAAUGUGGUCAUGAGCGCGCAGAAUGCGCAGAUUGCGGCCGUGGGUACUUGACGGUUACCAUGAUGGGCGAAGUUCCCCAGUUUAAGGUAGUGGAGGCACAGGGUACCACUGCCAAUCAGACUGUUCCUCCUGAUGAUACUACUACGAAAGGACCACAGGAGGGUGAUGGUGAUAACAAGCGACCCCUGGAGAGUUCAGGUAGCAAAGAAGCGUCUGCGUCGGCCAAGCCAGCUUCGACACCGGCCAAGCCAUCAGCUCCGACCCCUUCGGUUCCCAAGAAGCCUGAUAUAUUCGCCAAGGACUCAGACAAGACUACCAUCAACAUGGAAGCGCUUACCCCAGAUGCCAAGUCGGUGAAAACCAAGGGGGUGAAACGCAAGCAUUGCCUUGGUAGGGGACCUGAUGAUGAUGCUUCCAAGUCUCCAGCUUUGCCAGCACAGGCAUGCCUGCUUGCGGAACUGGUGAAGACGGUGCCAAAAAAACGACUGAACGCCGACAACAAUGACCUGCAGCCAGACAAGAUGCUGGUACCACGAGACUUGGAUUUGCGACCAAUGCUGACAAUUGUCAAAACAAAGAGUUGGUUUGCAUCAGUGGCAGUCAUGGAUCAUUUGUGCGACAACUGGUCGUUGAUGGGCUAUCUUCUCGACCAUGUCUUGGACAUUGACACUGCAAACGGCGAUGGACCAUGGAGGGAUCAGGUUGCCCAGAACGAAUUUCACCAUAGCCAAGAGACCGACAAUGACGAAUCUGGCGAUGAUGAAGGAGCAGACAAUGUGCCUGACAGUCCUGGAGUAGCCACAGGGCGCCAACGGGUGGCCAGGGAAAAACCUACUUCCAAAAAAGAACUGGCUUCAUUGAGGGAACGCUUUCAGAACACCCUCCAUUUGUGUGGUCAUUUGUACCGGGACCUUUCCCUGAGAGACGACCUCAGAAUGGUGGUUAAUGCUGUGAGGCCUUACUUAGCGGAGUACAGCACUGUUUUGUCAGCACUGAAGGAGUCGCAGGUGGACGAGAUACUUCUAUUGCACGACAAUGCAGUCUUUGACUCAAGCGUCUUCCUGAUGAAACAUCACUGCUACGUCAACUCUCGCAGUGACAGAGUCCUGAUGUCUCUUGGGUUCAGAACAUGUGCUGCGCUCGGGCUGCGUAUGGUGAAGCACAUAGUGCAGGAGGAU
Cladocopium goreaui is the source of this 2128-nucleotide messenger RNA. The record is from the annotation of a GenBank genome assembly. Lineage: Eukaryota; Dinophyceae; Suessiales; Symbiodiniaceae.